AUGCCCCGCGCACUACUGCUUCCAAUUAUUCCUGCUGUCAGCCAACCCUCAAGCAAAAGGUUACAGGUCAAAAUGCCCCAGCAAGUCCGUGACAUCAAGAAGUUCCUCGAGAUCGCCCGCAGAAAGGACGCGACCCUCGCCAGGAUCAAGAAGACUGCCAUCAAGCCUUCUGCCACCGUCGCCCAGUCCAAGGCCAAGGCCGCCAAGACCCCCACCCACGUCACCAAGUUCAAGAUCCGAUGCUCCAAGUACCUCUACACCCUUGUUCUUGACGAUGCUGAGAAGGCCGAGAAGCUCAGGCAGUCUUUGCCUCCUGGACUCAAGGUUGAGGACCUUAGCGUCAAGGCUGCCAAGAAGUAAUUUGGAUAGUUUUGGACGUUGGGGAUUAUGCAUCCUGUAUACCACUUGAU
Molecule: messenger RNA, 410 nt
Organism: Cryptococcus amylolentus CBS 6039
Lineage: Eukaryota; Fungi; Basidiomycota; Tremellomycetes; Tremellales; Cryptococcaceae
Exons: 4
Coding region: 1-360 (119 amino acids)
Biological process (GO): translation; protein-RNA complex assembly
Cellular component (GO): cytosolic large ribosomal subunit; ribosome
Molecular function (GO): structural constituent of ribosome
Source: RefSeq, a predicted model, not a curated record